This is a messenger RNA of Castor canadensis (American beaver), 719 nucleotides long. The record is from RefSeq and is a predicted model, not a curated record. NCBI's taxonomy places the organism in Eukaryota, Metazoa, Chordata, Mammalia, Rodentia, Castoridae.
CCAAGGGAUGAGCUGGGUCCUCCUUCCCAAUGGCAUCUCCCCCUGGACUGGAACUGAAGACACUGAGUAGUGGUUCCCAGGUCCCAAGGAGAGCAGCUCCUUUGGGCCCAGCAGCCCCUCCCAGGGUGGGCGUGGAUAAUGCUUGCUUCUUGGAGGAGGAGUAUGAGACCCAUUUCCAGAACCCCGGGGAUGCCAGACUGGGUGGCUCUCCCAGUCCCCCUGGUGGUGUGCCUCAGUCUCAGCGGGACGAUCUGUCCCUACGUUCAGAGGAGGGGCCGGGUCUGGAGCCUGUGAGCCGCCCAGUGGAUUAUGGCUUCGUUUCUGCCCUAGUUUUCCUAGUGAGUGGGAUUCUCCUGGUGGUGACAGCGUAUGCCAUCCCCCGAGAGGCCCGCGUCAACCCGGACACAGUGACAGCAAGGGAGAUGGAACGCCUAGAAAUGUACUACGCCCGCCUAGGAUCCCACCUGGACAAGUGUAUCAUCGCGGGCCUGGGGCUGCUCACGGUGGGCGGCAUGCUCUUGUCGGUGCUGCUCAUGGUCUCUCUCUGCAAGGGGGAGCUGUACCGCCGGCGGACCUUCGUCCCUGGCAGGGGCUCCAGGAAGACCUAUGGCUCUAUUAACCUGCGCAUGAGACAACUCACUGGGGAUGGGGUCCAGGCCCUGGUGGAGAAUGAGGUUGUCCAGGUCUCAGAGACCAGCCACCCACUCCAGGGCUCUUAA